CGCCCGGGGCUGCGCGAUGGGUGCCGAGGCCUCGGGGAGCGGGCCAGCGCUUCGGGAGCUCCUGCGCGAGGCCGAGACCAGUUUGCUCGAGUGCAAGGUGUGCUUUGAGAGGUUCGGCCACCGCCAGCAGCGGCGUCCGCGCAACCUGCCCUGCGGCCACGUGGUGUGCCUGGCCUGCGUGGCCGCCCUGGCGCACCCGCGGACGCUGGCACUCGAGUGUCCCUUCUGCCGGCGAGCCUGCCGGGGCUGCGACACUAGCGACUGCCUGCCGGUGCUGCACCUCCUGGAGCUCCUGGGCUCCGCGCCUCGCCCGGCCCCGGCUGCCCACCGCGUCGCCCCCUGCGGCCCUGGGGCCCUCACCUGCCACCACGCCUUUGGCGGCUGGGGAACCCUGGUCAACCCCACCGGGCUGGCGCUGUGUUCCAAGACGGGGCGGGUCGUGGUGGUGCACGACGGCAAGAAGCGGGUCAAGAUCUUUGAUUCCGGGGGAGGAUGUGCCCAUCAGUUUGGAAAGAAGGGGGACGCAGCCCAGGACAUUAGGUACCCACUUGAUGUCACCGUCACCAACGAUUGCCACGUGGUUGUCACUGAUGCCGGCGACCGCUCCAUCAAAGUGUUUGAUUUUUUUGGCCAGAUCAAGCUUGUCGUUGGAGACCAGUUCUCCUUGCCUUGGGGUGUGGAGACCACCCCUCAGAAUGCGGUCGUGGUAACUGAUGCGGAGGCAGGAUCCCUGCACCUCCUGGAAGUGGACUUUCCAGAAGGGGUCCUCCGAAGAACCGAAAGGUUGCAAACGCAUCUGUGUAGUCCCCGAGGGGUGGCGGUGUCUAGGCUCACCGGGGCUAUUGCGGUCCUAGAGCGCCCCCUGGCCCUGGGGACCGGGGCCUGCAGCGCUACGGUGAAGGUGUUCAGUGCGAACAUGCAGCUCAUAGGCCAGGUGGAUACCUUUGGGCUGAGCCUCUUCUUCCCCUCCGAAAUAACUGUCUCCGCGGUGACCUUCGAUCAUCAGGGGAAUGUGAUUGUCGCUGAUACUUCUAGUCAGGCUGUCCUAUGCUUAGGAAAACCUGAGGAGUUUCCAGUACUGAAGCCCCUCAUCACCCAUGGUCUUUCCCGUCCUGUGGCACUGGUCUUCACCAAGGAGAAUUCUCUUCUUGUGCUGGACAGUGCAGCCCAUUCUAUAAAAGUCUAUAAGGUUGACUGGGGAUGAUGGACAUGGUAAGGGUCCUGGGGCUGGGAAUCAGAAACCCUGGAGCUGCCACUAAUGAACUGUUUAGCCCUGGAUAAAUUACUUAAUCUCAUCUCUCCAACAGGGAUUAUUAUAACUGCCUGGCAGACUUACAGAGG
Molecule: messenger RNA, 1341 nt
Organism: Molossus molossus (Pallas's mastiff bat)
Lineage: Eukaryota; Metazoa; Chordata; Mammalia; Chiroptera; Molossidae
Gene: NHLRC1
Product: NHL repeat containing E3 ubiquitin protein ligase 1
Exons: 1
Coding region: 17-1204 (395 amino acids)
Biological process (GO): protein polyubiquitination; proteasome-mediated ubiquitin-dependent protein catabolic process; negative regulation of translation
Molecular function (GO): ubiquitin protein ligase activity; translation repressor activity; protein binding
Source: RefSeq, a predicted model, not a curated record